AUGGUACUGAUCGACAAACAUGAGUAUCUCACCGAGGAGGAGAAGCGUCUAAAGGAGGAUCGCGAACGCACUCGCUACUGGAAGCGAUGGGGUCCUUAUGUGGCCGAACGACAAUGGGCGACCGUCCGUGAAGAUUAUUCUGCAGAUGGAGAUGCGUGGAGUUACUUCACGCAUGAUCAUGCACGGUCGCGGACCUUUCGCUGGGGUGAAGAUGGAAUUGCUGGUGUCUCUGAUACCCAUGGAGUUCAAAAUAUUGCAUUCUCUUUUUGGAAUUCGAAAGAUGACUUCCUCAAGGAACGCCUGUUCGGACUUUCCAACCCACAGGGAAACCAUGGUGAGAGUGUGAAGGAGGCUCAUUUCCAUGUUGAUAAUACUCCUACACAUUCGUACAUGAAGUUUCUCUACAAAUACCCCCAGAACAAAUUCCCUUACGAGGAGCUGGUCGAGGAGAACGCUAAGCGAUCGCGCCUAGAGCGCGAGUUCCAAAUUCUUGACACUGAUGCAUUCAAGGACAACCGGUACUGGGAUAUUUUCAUUGAAACUGCCAAGGAAGGGGACGAUGAGGAGGAGCUCCUCUUCCGAGUCAUCGCAUACAACCGUGGCCCAGAGCCUGCCCCUCUGCACAUCAUUCCCCAGGUCUGGUUUCGAAACACCUGGUCGUGGGGUUAUGAGAAAGAGAGUGCUAAGCCCAUCAUCAAGGAAGAUGGCCAGCGGGUUGCCAAAUCUGAGCAUCGCAAGCUGGGAGACCGUUAUGCUUGCUUCGCGCCAUCCCCCCCGGUUGGAUCCAGCGACGAAGAUAUUCAACCCGAGUUGCUGUUCACAGAGAAUGAAACAAAUAACGAGAAGCUUUGGAGCACCAAGAAUGACCAACCCUACGUGAAGGACGCCUUCCAUCGCUAUAUUGUCGACGACGAGAAGGAUGCCAUCAACCCGGCCAAGGAGGGAACGAAGGUUGCAGCGUGGUAUGCCUUUGAUGAUGAGGACAUGGUCCCCCCAGGAGAGUGUGCUGUGGUUCGAUUCCGUUUCUCUCAAAAGAAGGCAGAGUUUGUGGAUGAAGAGGAACUUGAUAAUGUUAUUGAGGCACGUCGUGCUGAGGCCGAUGAUUUCUACAAUCACAUCAGCCCACUUCCCAUGAGCGAGGAUCUACGCAACAUCCAGAGACAGGCUUUCUCAGGAAUGAUGUGGUGCAAACAGUACUACAACUUCAUUUGGGACCAAUGGAGCAAUGGUGACCCGGGAGUGAUCCCCCCACCUGGUGAGCGAAAGGGUAUUCGCAAUGAACAGUGGCGUCAUUUGUACAUUGAUGAUAUUUUGUCGAUGCCAGAUUCUUGGGAAUACCCGUUUUUCGCAGCAUGGGACACUGCCUUUCACUGUAUUCCUCUGGCAAUGAUUGAUCCCGAUUUCGCAAAGAAGCAGCUUGAUCUCAUGACUCGGGAAUGGUAUAUGCAUCCAAAUGGCCAGCUUCCUGCAUAUGAGUGGAACUUCGGCGACGUCAACCCCCCAGUCCAUGCGUGGGCUGUAUUCCGCACUUUCAAGAUCGAGCGGAAGAUGUACGGAAGACAAGACUUGGAUUUCCUUGAGCGUGUAUUCCAGAAGCUGCUGCUGAACUUCACCUGGUGGGUCAACCGCAAGGACUUUGAUGGAAAGAACGUUUUCGAAGGUGGUUUCUUGGGACUGGAUAACAUUGGACUUUUCAAUCGGUCCGAGCCUCUUCCCACAGGCGGUGUUCUUGAGCAAGCUGACAGCACUGGCUGGAUGGCUUUCUACUGCCUGUGCAUGCUCAACAUUGCUUUGGAGCUAGCCAAGCAUCGCCGUACAUACGAAGAUAUUGCAUCCAAGUUCUUCGAACACUUCAUUCUCAUCAGCGAUGCGAUGACAUUCCGAUCCGGCGAGGACAAGAUCCAGUCUCUUUGGAACGAAGAAGACAACUUCUACUAUGACGCCAUUUCAUAUGGUGGACCAUGGACCCAGCAGCUGCCCAUUCGCUCGCUGGUCGGGUUGAUCCCGCUGUACGGUGUACUUACACUCGAGCCCGAACUUAUUAACAAGUUCCCUUCAUUCAAACGUCGAUUGGAGUGGUUUGUCGAGAACAAGGCUGAUGUGGCUGAGCGUAAUAUCGCCAGCAUUAAGCGUCGUGGAAAGGACGACCGACUGCUUCUCUCACUUGUCAGCAAAGAUCGCUUGGAGAAGAUUCUAAAGCGAAUGCUCGAUGAAACCGAGUUCCUAGCCAAACAUGGUAUUCGUUCCAUGUCGAAAUUCCACGAAGAGAAUCCCUACUCGAUGGAUGUCAAUGGCCAGACUUUCAAGGUUCAAUAUGUGCCCGGUGAUUCAGACAGUGCCUUGUUCGGAGGAAACAGUAACUGGCGAGGCCCCAUCUGGCUCUGUGUCAACUUCCUUCUUGUUGAAUCUCUGCUUCGCUUUUACAUGUUCUACGGCGACUCUCUCCAAAUCGAAUGCCCUACUGGAUCAGGCGAUUACAUGCAUCUUGGCCAUGUGGCCGAAGAGCUUCAACACCGUAUGCAGCAUCUUUUUGCUCGAAAUGAUGAAGGUCGUCGUGCUUGCAAUGGCAAGAGUGACCUCCUCGAUUUCGAUGAGCACUGGAAGGACUACAUGUGGUUCAACGAGUUCUUCGAUGGUGACGACGGUCGUGGCCUGGGUACAUCCCACCAAUGUGGCUGGACCGGGUUGAUUGCCAAAAUCAUACAUGACACAGGUGUUACCUGCCGUCUCCCCCAAACCCCCCGUACCCCCUUCGCAGCUGCCUCUCACUACUUCGACGAUGUCUUCUCCCGCUCUGGUCGUGGUCGUGGCAUAAAUUCCAGAAGACCCUCUGUCCGUCGCUCCUCCACAACACGAUCCAUUGGAAACCGAAGCGACUUUAACUCGACAAUUGCAGGCGAUUCCACCCCAGCUGCCUCUACCGUGCUAGAUGACGACGAGGUUAACAGCCCAAUCAGCCGUCGCGGAAGCACAGCUGCUCUCUCCACAAAUGGCGAUGCCGAACACGAGGAGCACGUCAACAACUACGUGGAAAGCCAGCUGCAGCGUGUCCGCAGCUCUGCAUCGAUUGCUACCUACGAAGACGAGUUUGAGACACAGGCUGAGAAGGAGAAUGACCACUAG
Penicillium angulare is the source of this 3123-nucleotide messenger RNA. RefSeq lists its product as uncharacterized. Gene Ontology annotation, biological process: protein N-linked glycosylation; oligosaccharide metabolic process. The transcript is spliced from 9 exons. Gene Ontology annotation, molecular function: Glc3Man9GlcNAc2 oligosaccharide glucosidase activity. The record is from RefSeq and is a predicted model, not a curated record. Bases 1 to 3123 code for a protein of 1040 amino acids. NCBI's taxonomy places the organism in Eukaryota, Fungi, Ascomycota, Eurotiomycetes, Eurotiales, Aspergillaceae. Gene Ontology annotation, cellular component: endoplasmic reticulum membrane.